This is a messenger RNA of Xiphophorus couchianus (Monterrey platyfish), 3387 nucleotides long. RefSeq names its product otolith matrix protein (gene otomp). Gene Ontology annotation, biological process: iron ion transport. Lineage: Eukaryota; Metazoa; Chordata; Actinopteri; Cyprinodontiformes; Poeciliidae. The coding region runs from base 87 to 1205 and encodes 372 amino acids. The transcript has 9 exons. Gene Ontology annotation, cellular component: plasma membrane; recycling endosome; early endosome. The record is from RefSeq and is a predicted model, not a curated record.
UUUUUUCUGACCAAUGAAUCCCACCUGGUCCUCAUCUCCGCUGAACUACAGAAUCAUUCUGCAGCCGGUUUCAGACCAGAGUCGACAUGGAGAGAAGAUUCGCUGUGACUUUCCUGCUUUUCCUGCCUCUUCUGAGCGUCGACUGCGUCUCCAACCAGAAAACUACAGUCUCCUGGUGUGUGCUAUCGGACGCCGAGGAGCAGAAGUGCCUGGAUUUAGCCGGCAAUGCCACGGCCAGGAAUGUGAGGGGAUCGCUGAUGUGUGUCCGCGGCCUGAGCACCAGAGACUGCAUGGAGAAAAUCAAGAACGGCACAGCCGAUGCAGCUUCGAUGUUUGCAGAUGAUAUCUACGCUGCAGGUCUCUGCCAUGGCCUGGAGCUUGCAGCAGGAGAGUCUCAUAAUGGAGUAGACGGAAUCAGCUAUUAUGUGGUGGCAAUGGCCCGGCGCUCCUCUUCAGAUCUGUCCUUGCUGGAGAUGCAUGAGCGCAGCUCCUGUCACCCCGGCGUCCGUACCACGGUGGGCUGGACGGUUCCCAUCGGCUACUUGGUUAACACAUCCCAAAUCAGCGUAGGAGAGCAGUGCAAUUUCCCCAAAGCGGUGGGGAACUUCUUUGGUUACAGUUGCGUGCCUGGCAUUAAGGAUCCUCUGCAUGAUCCCAGAGGCAACAACCCGAAGAACCUCUGUGAGGCAUGUAUAGGAGACGAGAACGACAGACACAUCUGUGCCAACAAUCACAGGGAGAGACAUUACGGAGAGGCAGGGGCCCUGAGGUGUGUUGCUGAGAACCUCGGUGAUGUUGCGUUUGUCAAACACACAACAGUCUUCGACAAUUCGGAUGGCAAGAAUCAGGAAUCCUGGGCCUUGGACUUGGAGCUGGAGGACCUCAAGCUGCUGUGUCCAGACGGGACAGAGGCAGGUCUGGAUGAGUAUCUGCGAUGCCACCUGUCAGCUGUCCCCGCCAACGGCGUUGUGGUGCGCAUGGAGGAUAAGUGCCGCGUCUGGAAAUACCUGGAGCGUUUACAGAAUGUGUUUGGCAACGCCACCGAGGGCUUCAGCCUGUUCAGCUCGGCAGGCUACGGCCAAUCCGAUCUGCUGUUCAGCGACGCUACCCACCACCUGCAGAGAGUUCUGGGUAGUUACACCUCUUGGCUGGGCCCCAGUUACACCACCAUACUGCAGGCCUUCGAGUGUGAGGGCUUCUGCUGAUGGAAGAGGGGGAAGAUACCCAGCGCAUCAACUUCCACCCCAUCCUGCUGUCUCCAUGCUAGCGUUCUGCCUUCCCGCCCUGCCAUCUGUGUCCCUCUGCUUUAACACCAUUUAAUUUUUUUUUCUAUUGCUUUGUGUUUUAUAUUUGUUUUGUUCCUGAAUUUCACCACCCAUUUCUCUCGUUUUAAUCAUUGUCCUUCACUAACUUGGUGUGUUGUCCAACAUAGCAGCUGUGAGGACAGCCAAAAACGGGCUAAUCAACUUUUAAAAACUCUGUCAAACAAGAUGUGGGGGAAAGGAGUAGAAAAUAUGAAGUAAAUUGGUAAAAAUACAUGAUAAUAAUGUAGAAUAUAAUAGUUAUGGUACCUGUGGUAAUUACAGAUGAUCUCUCUUAAUUUUUUUAAUCAAAGGUUCAAACAGUAACCAUUGAGUUUGACCCUCAGAAACCAAUUGAACACCACAAAAACAUCCUGCUAACUGUUUCACUCCUGUGUGUCUGUUGGGGAAUUGCAUCCUUCUUAGUCCACAGCUUCAGCACCGCCACCCUCUCACCUCCUUCUCACAGGGUCCGUCUCUGGCACUGAACAACUGGGUGCUAUUAACGUUGACAUUAGGAGUCUCAGUUACUGUAUCAGUGUGUGUGGGCGUGCACGCGCGCGGGUGUGUGCGUGUGUGUGUGCUUGGGAGAAGUAUGCAUGCUUUCCCACAGCCAUUACCGCCCUAAUUGGCAGUAUGGUGUAUUUUAUAUCGUGUGUGUGUGCGCGUGUGUGUUUAUGUGUAGCUGUUGGUAGGGUUGCUUCUCUCCCAUGGCUUGUGUAGCUCGCCGUUUUGGAUCAGUGCUUUCUCACGUCUGGCAUGGUGGGCCGCACCGUGCCAGCACACUGUGUAUUGUAACGCUAUGCAAUUUGGAGGAAGAACGUUGAGGCUUGAGUCGCCUCUAUUGCCCCCUUAGGGAUUCUUGACUGAAAUAAAUUUUUUCAUUACUUCGCAUCAUCAAGAUUUCCACACUUGUACUCUUCAAAAUGUGCCUGCUUGUUUUUCUUUUCUUGUUUUUUUGUCCACAACAAAAGUACAAUUCCUUUCAAACUUAUGAAGCCCUUCAAGCUUUUCCACAUUCUGAUAAAAGGGUGCCCACAAACUUCAAUGGAUUUUAUUGGGUUCUUAAGAGGAAAACCAAUACAAUCACUGCCUGUUUAUGAAGUGGAAGGAAAGUGAAACAGACAAAACAAAACAAAAAAGUCCCAGUGGGAUUUAGGGUUGGAAUGUAACUGGACUAUUUAGACACAUCAUUUCACUUUGAUUUAAACCAUCCUAUUGUAGCUCUGGGAGCAUAUUCAGGGUUAUUGUCCUGCUAAAAUGUCAACAUCUGUCAUUCUCAAGUCUUUCAGAGCUUUCAACAUGUUUUCAACAUGUUUCUUCACUCAUGGCGCCACCUUCAGAGGGUGGCACAAAUUCUUCAAACGAGAAAGUCGUCCAUAUUUGUUGAUUUCCUUUCCUCGUUGGCAUGACUAGUUGGUCGGUGGGGAGAGAUUGUGCCUCUCAAUCAGUUUUCCCACACACCCCCGCAUGCCCACACACACACAAACACUUAUGCAACAACCAGAAUGAUCACCUUUAGACUUUGACCAGCUUUCCUGUCGCAUCUCCAUGAAAUAACACCGCCACCACCAUGCUUCACAGGAGAGAUGACAUUUUAAGGUGCAAUGUUGGUUUCCCAACAUUUGUUUUUACAAGUUGAUGUAGGAAUCUGACAAGAAAACAACCUCAUUGCAGAACAACUGGAUUUAUUCUGAAAUGGGUAAAUUAUUAAUGAUUAGAUGAAUUGAAUUGUGCUGAGUAGAAGAGACAGAAAUUGGUGCCACACACUUUGAAUUUGCAUUAUCUCUGUCAUAUAAAAUAAAUUAAAGUUUGUCAUUGCAUUGUAAUAAAACAAGGAAAAGUUUAAGAGGUAUGAGUAAUUUGUAGCUGAAUGUUAGCGCUGAAGGAGCUACUUACACGUUUGUGCUUCAUGCUGGGUUUGCCACUCAAUAUUAGUAGGUUGAGGUCUUUUUGGUGAUCAUUUAUAAUUCUGGUUACAGGGUAAAGUCAGUCAAGUUUGGCAACUACAGAUAAAAUCACUUACCACUUUAUAGCUGCUUGAUCUUCUGGAUUGUCUUCUACAAAAGUCGGAACGGUCAAUAAA